AUGAGCCAGUCAUCCCUGACCCAGAUGUUCAAGAUGACCCGAUGGAGGCACCAGCUGCUGUGGAGGACAUUCUUGUGGACGCAAGCGCAGGCGGCUGAGGAUCAGCAUCAGGGAUUUCCGGGUGGUCUGAGCGACCCAUCCGUGUUGACAGCGUAUGCGGAUCACAUUGCUUGUAGCGUAUGGACGGGAGAGGAGUGUCCUGAAUUGAAGCUAUCCUCUCAUGGGAGGAAGGUCCACAGUUUAGGCAGGCCUGUCCCUGCCAUUGAGGGACUUAUUGCUGCCCUUGCACGUGGACGAUGCGGUUCAGAUGCUGGUGGAGUUGUUGAUGGUCUCUCCAGAGCAGGUCAUUGGACAGCUGCGACUCGCGCAUAUCUUCUUCACCUACUGGGUUGCACUCUAUUUGCUAACAAGAGUGCAACCAAUGUCUAUGUUGUCUACUUGGAGGCCCUUUGUGACCUCAGUAUGACAGAGAGGUACGCCUGGGGAGUGGCUGCUUUGGUUCAUAUGUACGACCAGCUGAACGAUGCAUCUAUGAGCCACAGUCGACAGCUUGGCGGUUACAUCUCACUGCUGCAGUGCUGGAUUUAUGAGCACUUUCCCUCGGUCACGGAGUCCACCGCUGAUCAGGACUACGACAAGGCUUCUCCGCGUGCGUGCAGUCUCUUGCGCUGGGGGCCUGUUGCUGUUUAUUAUCGACCGGAGAGGGUCGUGCAGCAGUUUGGCUACACACAGACCAUUCCUGCUCCUCCUGUCGAUUCAUGGGUCUCGUAUGAUGAUAUACACGACAGGUGGAUGCACUACGAGGAUCAUAUCGUACCAGCAGGUGAGGUGUGCGUUGUGCCAAGGGUGUGUUCUAGUGACUACAUCGACUGGUUCUUCCGCAUCUCCCAUCCUUUCAUGACACCAGGCCACGUAUUAGAUCCUCUGUCUCAUGGUCACGCCCCGCAGCCCCGAGUCGUCCCUGAGGCCCCGCAGACGGAUAUCCCUCACGUGUCGGAGCCAGGAGCAUCGUCAACAUCUGCGGAGGAGCCCAGACAUGCAGUGGAAGUUUGUGAUGAUAUUGUUGAGAGGUUGGAGCGCCAUCUGAGUCUAGGGGUGGUCACGCCUGGCUCUUCGACACAUGAAGUGAUCGAAGAAUGCCUCAGAUUGGCCAGGAGUGUGACACAUGACCAUCUAGUAUAUGUUAGGUGUAGACGCAGGCGGCGCACUAAUCAGGCGUGGUGUGCUUUGGUGAAGGUGAAGGGGUCGGUGUUCAUUGUUGUAGUAGUUGGUUCGUCGGCGGCGGCAUACGAGGUGUUUAGCAGCCGAGAUGAUGUUUUGCAGUGGGCUCGAUCUGUUGCUCAUGAAAACGGAUUUGUGGCAGUCAUUAUAAGCUUCAUGGCAAACCAGUGGUUGGAGGGCAAGGCUGGAUUGUGA
Messenger RNA from Glycine soja, 1416 nucleotides. RefSeq lists its product as uncharacterized. Lineage: Eukaryota; Viridiplantae; Streptophyta; Magnoliopsida; Fabales; Fabaceae. Bases 1 to 1416 code for a protein of 471 amino acids. The transcript has 10 exons. The record is from RefSeq and is a predicted model, not a curated record.